UUCCAUUGUGAAAUAUACUUUACCUUUAUAAUGAAAUUAAUUCAACUUGGAUUAUAAUCAUGAAAUCAAUAAUGAUGGUAUAUACAUUUAUCCUUCUUAUAUCGCUUGUCAUUGUAUCAGGGACAGUCCCUGAAAAAUGUGAUAAUAGUAGGAUUAUGAAUUGUAUGAAGAAAUUCAAUUUCCAAGAAAUCGUAGAAAUGAUGAAAUCACAAGAAAUGGAGACGUUGAAUACUGAACACACAUUAGAUAAAUUCUGUAGUUUCCACAAGAAAUUAGGCGACUGUGUGAAGGACAUCAAGAAUAACUGUAAAUCACCAAGCACUCUCACUAUAGAUACAACCGUCAAUGCUGGAAGGUUCUUAUGUUCUGAGGGAAAGCAAGUUAAGAUAUUCUUCAAACCUUUUUUUAAAGAGCAAAACUGUGAGGCCUUAACGGAAAGAUAA
This is a messenger RNA of Saccostrea cuccullata (small rock oyster), 443 nucleotides long. RefSeq lists its product as uncharacterized. The transcript is spliced from 3 exons. NCBI's taxonomy places the organism in Eukaryota, Metazoa, Mollusca, Bivalvia, Ostreida, Ostreidae. The record is from RefSeq and is a predicted model, not a curated record. The coding region runs from base 60 to 443 and encodes 127 amino acids.